Molecule: messenger RNA, 6935 nt
Organism: Doryrhamphus excisus (bluestripe pipefish)
Lineage: Eukaryota; Metazoa; Chordata; Actinopteri; Syngnathiformes; Syngnathidae
Gene: gprc6a
Product: G protein-coupled receptor, class C, group 6, member A
Biological process (GO): G protein-coupled receptor signaling pathway
Cellular component (GO): plasma membrane
Molecular function (GO): G protein-coupled receptor activity
Source: RefSeq, a predicted model, not a curated record
CUCACCUUGCCUGAGGUGAAGAGGUGCCGUGUAGCCAGAAAGAGAGAAAGAGAGAAAGAGAGAAGGAAAGAAAGAAAGGAAGGAGGGAGGGAAAUUUCUUUUCAUAAAACACACACAAGCAGAGGCGACACUAUGGCCUCUGUUUAUUCCCUCAUGUUUGUACACAUAGUUAUUGUCUGUAUGAUUCUGAGGGAAGGCGAUGCCUCGGAGAAUGAUACUAAAGCAUUCCGAGUAACAGCCAUGGGGGAUGUUGUUAUCGGAGGAAUAUUCCCGGUUCAUCGAGGCGUUGACAAAAACGAUGAGACCUUUGCUCCCCACGUUCACACGUGUUUUGGGCUCAAAACUGGAACGGUGGCGCUCACUCUGGCUAUGAUCAACGCCAUCGAGAAGAUGAAUCAAUCUCCUUUGCUGAUGGACGCUAACGUCACGCUGGGCUAUCAAAUCCAAGACUCCUGCACAGACGUCAGCACGGGUCUCAGGGCCACCGCCGCCCUCACCCAGCAGGCACAGUGUGCCCCUACGUGCGAGCAGCCGGUUGUCGCCGUCAUCGGCGCUGCUUUUUCCGAAAUGUCUAUUGCUGUUGCCAGGCAGCUGACCCUCGACAUGAUCCCUCAGAUAAGUUACUCAUCAACAUCUGUGACUCUGAGCGACAAGCGGCGUUUCCCGACUUUCAUGAGGACGGUUCCUAACGACGAACACCAGACGGCCGCCAUGGUCCGGCUUCUCAACCUCAACGGUUGGAACUGGGUGGGAAUAGUUGUCACGGAUGGCGACUACGGACGCUCGGCGCUCGAGCGUUUUGCAUCUCAAGCGUCUGAGAACGGGAUCUGUAUAGCAUUCAGGUCUAUCCUGCCCCAUACCGGCUCAGAUGGCACGGUGACCUCUGCCAUCAAACAGACUGCAGUAACCAUCUCCCAAAACCCCAAAGCACAGGUCAUCGUGUCUUUUGUAACGUCAAGUCAGAUGAGAGACCUUUACCAGGAGCUGAGGAACACGAUGCUGAGAACGGGACAAAGCAUGGGGGACAUGAGAAGAGUGUGGGUGGCCAGCGAUAGUUGGUCCUCCUCGGGCCAUGUGCAGGGGGAUAUAAGUCUUGAAGACAUCGGACACGUUGUGGGAUUCAACUUCAAGACGGGAAACCUGCUCUCUUUCUACGAGUACCUGAACCAGGUGGAGACGACCGGAUACAAGAGCACGUUGAACAACCCUUUCCUGGAACAAGUCUUCCACGUGGUGAAUGAAAGUAGCCUUUCUGGAGAUGCUGGCCUGGCAUCUGAAGUGGUGAAGACCCUCAAAGAAAACACCAACAAGGCCUUGACCUUGAGUACUGAAAUGGCCGUGAGCGCCGUCGCUCAAGCUGUGGCGUCCAUCUGCAGGAGCAGAGACUGCAAGGCGCCAGGCAGCCUGCAACCUUGGGAGGUACUAGAAGCACUUUGGAACCAUGAGUUUGAGCAUCAAGGGAGGAUGUACGCCUUUGACAACCAAGGAGACAUCAACCAAGGUUAUGAUGUCACCAUGUGGACAUCCGUUGAAGGGAAAAUUCAGGUCAAUGACAUCGUGGCCGAGUACCUGACGCAUGACAACAGCUUCACCGUAAUGGACAGCGACACCGCCAAGCGUUUUCAGGAUUUACAGCAAAUAUUCUCCAAAUGCUCCAAUAGCUGCAUCCCUGGGGAGUUCAAGAAAACUGCAGAGGGUCAACAUACGUGUUGUUAUGAAUGUAUUAACUGUACUGAGAACUACUUCUCCAACAAUACAGAUAUGGACCAGUGUCUGAGCUGUGACAUCACCCAAGAAUGGUCUCCCAAGGGAAGUUCCACUUGCUUGCGUAAAAGGCGGAUCUUCUUUUCGUGGCACGACCGCUUCGCCGUGGUCCUCCUGACCUUCUCCUCUCUGGGCAUCGUGCUGGUUCUGAUGGUGUCGGCUCUGUUUGUGCAUCAGCGAAACACCCCAGUGGUGAAGGCCUCCGGAGGGCCCCUGAACCAGGUCAUCCUCUUCUCUCUGGUGGUCAGUUUCAUCAGCGCCGUGCUGUUUGUCGGCAAGCCCAACCAUCUCCAGUGUAAAAUGCGACAGGUGCUCUUUGGCAUCAGCUUCACUCUGUGCGUGUCUUGCAUCCUGGUCAAAUCCCUGAAGAUCCUCCUGGCAUUCCAGUUGAACAUCAACGUUCAGGGGGCUCUGCGGAAAGUCUACCAGUCCGUCUUGAUUAUCGUCGCGUGUGUGGGCGUACAGGCGGCCAUUUGCAUCAGCUGGUUGGUCCUCAAAAGUCCAUACAGUCACAGUAUUUUGCAACCCAAAACUAUUUUGGAAGACUGCUAUGAGGGGUCGUAUUUGGUUUUUGGGGUGAUGCUGGGUUACAUCGCUCUGUUGGCUUUCGUUUGCUUCGUCUGCGCUUUCAUCGGCCGUAAGUUACCACAGCAGUACAACGAGGCUAGAUUCAUCACCUUCAGCAUGCUGCUGUACCUCAUCUCAUGGCUGCUGUUCAUCCCCGUGUACAUCACAACAUCUGGAGUGUAUCUUCCAGCUGUGGAGAUGGUGAUCAUACUCAUGUCCAACUACGGAAUCCUGGGCUGUCACUUCUUCCCAAAGUGCUACAUUAUGCUUUUUAGGAAAGACCAAAACACCUGUAGCGCUUUCAGGGAAAAGCUUUACCAGUAUACCGUCAAACGUACCGAUUCCUUUUCUGUGUCUGGAAACUCCGUGGCGGACCAACCAGUCGGCGUUCAAACCAUCAGCCCGUCUUCGUCCUUCUCCUUGCCUAAAGAAGAUACCAAAGCUGCCGUGGAGGAAAGUGACAGUCGCAAAGUUUCUUUCAAAGGUCCGAUAAAUGGAUUUCGUAUCUACAAAAGAAGCAUCAGCCUCUAGCUUCUGGAUUGUCAAAAACUACAAACUGUUCACACGUUCCUCUCGGGGGUCACAUCACCACAUUUGGAAACCAGUCCCAGUAGUUUUGGAACACUUUGCCUGGUGUGCAUGUCAUCGAUAUUUUCAGACAAUUUUUUUGGAAGGUCCAAAAAAAACCAAAUUUAAGAAAAAAAACCUUCCUGUUUUAGGUUGUCAUCUUAACAUACCGUUUGGGUCUUAUGUGGACCUGGGCCGACAUGGAAGGAAGAACUCACUCAAGACAGGAAGAACAGGGAUAUCAAAUGGACAUCAAAAUCGAUUGCAUCUGGACUGUUCAGGUUGUUUUACAAGACGUUUCGCCUCUCAUCAAAGACUAGCUAGGACAAACACCAGUCGGACUGGAUAGGACAGAUCUGGUCUGAGAACCUGGUGCAAGACCCAGUGUAUUUAUCCUCCAAAGAAGAAGGCAGUGGUGUCAAAUGACAGUCGUUGGGAUACAAUGGAGCAAAAUGACGGGCUCGAACCGGCGGCCAUGAAAGACCAUGUUAGCUGGCAAGCUAAACAGAAACAUUUCACUCUGCUGCGUGUUUCUUAUGGCGUCAUGGAGUGGGGUUUAACCAACGAGGUCAACGACACACUUUACACAAAAGACAUUAGUGCAAUUCAAUUUCCCAGAAAGAUUCAUUCUUCAAUAUAAUUCAACCCUUUGGGGGGUCCCCAAACCCCCAAAACAAACAACAACGUCCCUUAUUUAUAUCUGGGCGUUUCUUAGCAUCCAUUACACAUUCACUUCCAUCCAGGUUGUUUUAAGGCCCCUUUGGGGGGUCCCCAAACCCCCAAAAUAAACAACAACUUCCAUUCGUGUUGUUUUAAGGCAAUGUUUUGUGACACCAGACUAUUUUUCUCGAGUGGCCGAAGGGGCAAAAUGUACUUUUUGAUAGUAACAGUCGCGGAUCCUUGCACCCGACCCCUGUUUUGAUUAGCGAGGCCCGGCAGGCUGAAAUAAACAUGCAAAAGAGACUGAGACUGUUCUUGUCUGUCUCGAAGCAAGCCAGGAUUAAGAAGCGACAAUCAAGAUGUUGACUUUGAAAGGCAUUCCGGAAUGUGGACGAGCAAAGCGUGUUCCGUUCUUGACAUGCAAAGACAUAAUUAUCAUUGAAUCUUAUUGACAAGGGGACAGGAAAGAUGACAGAAUAGCGUUUCUGGUCAGUGUGACAAGUGAAGGCCUCAGCAUCCGCAUUGCAUUGGGUGUGACUUGUUUACUGCAGCUGCUCAGGCUUUUUAAUGAACGUAAUUAAAUGUGUCCAUGAUGGCAACAAUGUCAGAGUCACGCCCUGCCUUUGUAUUCCGGGCAAAGACUUCUUUCACUCGUUGCUAGCUGAGUGAAAGAUCACUUUGACAACUCGCCAAACUAACAAACUAACUAGCCAAACGAAGCAGCGUUCAGGAAGUGGUGCAUGUUCACAGAAAGUGUACUUUUCUGCAUCGCAAAAGAAAUGCUGCUCUUUAACACAGUUGGAAAGCCAGCAUUUCCAGAAAUGCUGCCAACAUUUGACAGACGGUACAAAUUUCCUGUGAGAAAACAAACAUUAUUUUUUCUCCAAUGCUACAUCACCUGCAGCAAAAGAUGAUUUUUCAGUAAGAAUUUGUCUCGCGUUCUGGUUUCGGAACCAAUUCAAACCAUUCCAACAUGAAAACGUUUGGACGAGUAAUUGCCCGCAUCAGAAAAAAUUGGACUACUUCCACAUUUAACUAUUUAUUCGAAUUAUUCCAAUAAAAAAAGUUUGCCAUUUUUCAAAAUUUUGAAAUUUUGCACGUAGUGAAAAACCUUUUCGCCUUCAAUUACACUUUUUUGUUUCUUUUCAAAUAUUUCCACAUUUAUAUUUCCUUUUUCUUGUAAUGUUAUGACUUUAUUCCCAUAAUAUUUGGACUUUAUUCUCAUAAUAUUAUGACUUUUUCCCCAAAACGAUUUUCCAAAAUUUUCAUUCUAUUUUCUAUUAUGACUUUAGAAAAUAUUUUUUUUAUAUGUCAAAUUCAUGCUUCAUAAACUGACAGUUUAUAAUAACGUGGGAAUAUUAGGAAAAUUAGAUUGAGUUACAUCAUAAUAAUAAUAAGUCAUAAUAUUAAAGGGGCCCUUUGUAUUGAGUUGUGGUCUCCUAUAGAGCAGCUACACACAAUAACCAGCACAGAAAGCUUUCUAAAACUUCCAGCAUCUGCACCUAUUCAGCUGGAUUUUCCAAAAUGGUCUGUUUUCAUCUAUUCCACCCACAGCCCGCCCACUUUGCUGUGAUUGGUCACACUCCCAAUUUUUUCCGAGGACUUCCGGACUACUGCCAAACCUUACUUUCUAAUCUAGUCGGUAUAGGAGUUGAUAAUGAAUCAGUCUCCUUCCACAUUUAACGAUUUAUUCGAAUUAUUCCAACAAAAAAAGUUUCAAAAUUUUCUUCAGGAUUCCAUACUUUCCAGCUCCAAAAUUCCCAUGGAAAUGAAUAGAAUUUUUCCACAUUUCUCAACCAGAUCAAAGCAUUCCAGUGUCAAAACAUUUUGUACAUUCCAAAAUUCCCACUUUACCAAUAAUUUUCCAUUUUCCAUACAGCAUUUGAGUUCAGUUAAAGCUCUUCAGUAGGUAAAUUGGUUCCAGCCUCCAUCGUGAUAAGUCCAUUUCCGCCAAGUAGGAUUCAAUUAUUAUUCAUAAAUAGAACAUUUUUGUACUGAAAGCAUAGAAAACCUGGUUGACCUUCUACUUUUUACCGUCAUUAGACAUGGAAUUGUUAACACCCUGUGGUCAUCGUUACACUCCUAUUACCCAACAUAGUACACUACAUAGUACGUAUAUACCCAACAUAGUACACUACAUAGUACGUAUAUACCCAACAUAGUACACUACAUAGUACGUAUAUACCCAACAUAGUACACUAAUAGAAAACAAUCCAUCUUAGACAUAAAUCACAUAUCAGCAUUGACAGCGUACUUCCUGGUGGCUGUCGUCUCAUGAAUGUAACAUCACUCUCAGCUAAUAGUCAACUCUUGCUAGCUGACGUCACACACGCCACUUCUUAAACAAGUCAUUUCUUAUUUCUAUUUAUUAGUCAAUCACUUGUUCAUUUUUUUAGCUCCGCAAGGUGGUGAAGGACGGACACAGAGAAGGCAUUUAUUUUUGCCCGUGGUACAUUCUAGAAAUGCAACUUAGAGUAGAAAAAGUAGAAAAACCAGCAGUCAUUUUACAAUAAUAAAGUCCAAAUACUAAGAGAAAAAAAGUUGUACUCUCGCAAGAAAACAUUGCAAUUUUACAGGAAUGAUGGUGUAAUAUUAUGUACAAAAUUAGCAUCAUUUCAGGAGUAUAACAUUACAUUUCAAAGUCAAAAUAUUAUGAGAAACAAAUAAACAACAAAUAAAGUGGGAUUCUGAUUCUGAUUCAGGCUUUAUAUGGGAGAGUUCAUGCUAAAACACUCGGUGGGACACACAGCAGUCAGACUAGAUAGGACAGCUCUACCUGAUGGAUUGAAUGCCCCGAGAAAACAAAGACUUUAUGAAUGAGAAUAUUGACAGGCAAAUGGUGCUAAUAUGGUCAUGAAAAACAAUGACAAAGAGUUCAAAUAUAACAUUUUUUAAGGCGUAAUAGUAUGAGAAAACAAAUAUUGUAUUUUUUUUUUUAAUUUGAGUGGGGGAAAAGUUGUAAUAUGGGAAUAACGCAAAAAUAUUCUGAGAAUAAAGUCCCAUUGAAGACAAUGAACUAUUUGAUUGUUCCAGCCAAAGCGUCGGCAGCCUCAGGCUUUGUCAUCGAGUUUCCCGUGUAUUGAAAAUCCCAGACUGUCCGACUCGUCCUUCUGGUCGGGCGAGCAACACAAAGCAGACGACAAGAGAAGAAGAAACUUUCAUGUCAACAUUCCGACAAAAAGACCCUCAUAGCUCUUUCGGUUUCUCUUCUGGGGACACGACGUAACACAAAGAGAGGGGGUGGGCGAUACUGCACAUUUUGGUAUCCAUUUGAUACCAAGUAGAAGGCCAGUAUUGGUGAUACUGAUAUGUUUUGUUUGAAACGUUCCAAACGAUUGUGGAAUGAUUUUCUGAUGUUGAGCUGAAUUUGUUGCUCA